UGCAACUGCCUCGGCGGCGAGGAGCAGGUUUGGUUGCGAUGGCAGCAGGGCUGGGUCGGUGAGCGAGGAGGGCGCGGCGGUUGCCCGGAGCGAGCCCUGCCUGCCCGCCCUCCCUCCCUGCCUCCCGGCCCCGGGGGCCAACAUGAUGCCCUAGCAGCGCUGGGAGCCAUGUCGGAAGCGGCCCGGAGCCUCCUGCAGCGCUGGGGCGCCAGCUUCAGGAAAGGGACCGACUUCGACUCCUGGGGGCAGCUGGUGGAGGCCACCGACGAGUAUCAGAUAUUAGCGAGGCAUUUACAGAAGGAAGCUCAGUCUCAGCCUAACAAUUCAGAAUUCACAGAAGAUCAAAAGAAAACCUUAGGUAAAAUUGCAACAUGCUUGGAACUCAGGAGUGCAGCAUUGCAGUCUACACAGUCCCAGGAGGAAUUUAAGCUAGAGGAUCUGAAGAAACUAGAGCCGAUCUUAAAGAAUAUUUUUACCUACAAUAAAGAAUUCCCCUUUGAUGUUCAGCCUGUUCCACCAAGGAAGAUCUUGGCACCUGGGGAAGAGGAAGACUUAGAAUUUGAAGAAGAUGAGGAGGAGGGCGGGGCUGGAGCAGGAUCUCCAGAUACAUUUUCUGCCAGAGUUCCAGGCAUGGCUUCAUCGUGUAACCAUGUUCUACAUCAUUCAUCCAACCCAGGAGCCAAUGAAGGUACUUUAUUACCCCAAUUACCAUCUGAACCCGGGAUGACAUUACUUACCAUCAAAAUAGAGAAAAUUGGUCUUAAAGAUGCAGGACAAUGCAUUGAUCCCUACAUCACAGUUAGCGUGAAAGAUCUCAAUGGAAUAGACCUGACUCCUGUGCAGGACACCCCCGUUGCUACAAGGAAAGAGGACACAUACAUUCAUUUCUGUGUGGACAUUGAAAUUCAGAGACAUGUUGAAAAACUAACAAAAGGUGCAGCUAUUUUCUUUGAAUUUAAACACUAUAAACCUAAGAAAAGGUUCACCAGUACCAAAUGCUUUGCCUUCAUGGAAAUGGAUGAAAUUAAACCUGGACCAAUGGUUAUAGAACUAUACAAAAAACCAACUGACUUCAAGAGGAAGAAACUUCAGUUGCUGACCAAGAAGCCACUUUAUCUUCACCUUCAUCAAACACUGCACAAAGAGUGACUUGUGAACUGAACUGCUUGGCACAGAAUCGUAGUAGCUGCCUAUGUAGCACUCAUCCUUCAGCAGCUAGGAAGAAUGGCUGCCUUUUACCCAGCUGGUCAAAGGGGACCAUCAUGGUGCUGCACAACAGUGGAUCAGCAGCUGUGUCCCAGCAUCGAAGUCCAGUUUUCUUUGGAAUGUAUAUUUUUUAUUACAGAUGUUCCAAAGUGUAUUGUGAAUUCUUCAUAACUGGACUAGUUGUGUGUGUUCCGUUUUGUAAUUGUUUCUACACUUGCAUCAGAACCUCUAAAGUGGUUGAGAAGUCAUCAUCUCCCCAAUCAGAUACAGCAAUAAAGAUGUGCCAGUAUCAAACUUUUAA
Molecule: messenger RNA, 1507 nt
Organism: Anolis sagrei ordinatus
Lineage: Eukaryota; Metazoa; Chordata; Lepidosauria; Squamata; Anolidae
Source: RefSeq, a predicted model, not a curated record